GGCACUUCCGUCAUUUAAUAUGUUCACCCCUUAAUGCCUAGGGUUUCGCCACAGGUCCAAAUAAAGCGGCCAAACCUUCUCAUUUGCUCCGCCCAUCAAACCCUAGCAGACCCACACCUACGCGCACCCUCUCUUUGUUUCCAGAGAUGGCGAAGUCGAAGAACCACACGGCUCACAACCAGUCUUACAAGGCGCACAAGAACGGCAUCAAGAAGCCCCGCAGGCACCGCCGCAUCUCCACCAAAGGGAUGGAUCCGAAGUUCCUGAGGAACCAGAGGUAUGCUAGGAAGCAUAACAACAAGAGCGCUGAGUCUGCCAGCGAGCAAGAGUAGAAGAGUUGACCGCAGCAUUUUGUUUGAGAUCUAUGGUUUCCUUAAUCUUUACUUUGAUGUUUAGUAGUAUAGUAGUUUGAUGGAACUGUAAUGGGUUUUGUUUCGAUUCCUAGUGGGAGCAGCACACUCAAGCCUUGUUACUGAUGUUUGUUAAGGAUGCUUAAAAGUUCUGAAAUUAUUACUUUUAUCAUUAUUGAGCAUUUGUUUGGAGCC
Molecule: messenger RNA, 545 nt
Organism: Alnus glutinosa
Lineage: Eukaryota; Viridiplantae; Streptophyta; Magnoliopsida; Fagales; Betulaceae
Product: large ribosomal subunit protein eL29z-like
Exons: 3
Coding region: 147-332 (61 amino acids)
Biological process (GO): cytoplasmic translation
Cellular component (GO): ribosome; cytosolic large ribosomal subunit
Molecular function (GO): structural constituent of ribosome
Source: RefSeq, a predicted model, not a curated record